AUGACCACCCGGCACCCUCCACGAAUGACUACGAGCCACUAUGAAGAAGAUGGAUCUGGAUUGCGCUUUCCCACCACAGACCUAGACUACGAAGAACCCGUUGCUCGCCUCGCUGCUAGGCGCGAACGACGGCCCGGCACUAUUGCUUUCAACUCCCCCGCUGCUUCCGUCAUCGACAACCUCGUCGAAGGCAACAAUCGCCCCAUUCCUGAUGCCGAUGCUUACUUCGUCCCUCCCGCUUUUGCUACGGAUUUCGGUCCCAAGACUCUGACUGAAUACCUGCGAGCUGAGGUCGACAAGUUGAAGCGUGAACGCGAGGCUACGUUGGGAAAAGGGAAGGGCAAACAAAAGGAGACAGCGGUACCAGCGGCAUGUGGGCUGCUCGAUACUGGCAAGAAUCAAUCACCUACACAUGUACUCCAUUCAACACCUAUUGCUCCAACGUUGUCUGAUCGAGUCAAUAACCGCCAACUUUCCGUGAGUGUGGGAACUCGACGAUCGGAGCGCCUAGCACGCAGGGACUCCUCCAGUCAAGAUGCGACUCAGAGUGUAAGUGGCUCUGAAAAGCCACAACUGCCUCAGCCAUCACUACCAACACCACCUCUGCCAGGCCCGUCUGAACAACCUUCUGUCCAACGAAACUGUCGCAUCUCGCUGCCAGGCACGACUAGUCCCUCUAGGACAACCACAUUUGAGGAGCACACCAAGAACAAGAGAAUGGCCGUUAGGAACAUUGCUCAAGAGGAUUUAACUAGCCCGUUGCGCGCAAAGUUGCGUCAGAAGAGACAUUCGAAGGGUCUCUCGCUUUCUGGUCCGUCAUCUGCUGUGCCAUCAGACAUUCAUUGUGCGGGUAAUCCACAGCAUGACCAAACUCAAGGGUCUCAUCCUAUUCCUUCAUCUGAGAAUAAUCCUACUGGCUCAGUACCUUGGCUUUCAUCUAUGCCUGGGCAGCUGGCAACCGGUAACACGAUUCCUCAGACGCCACUUAACACCCUCGCUCCUGGCGUCCAGAACCAUCAAUUGUCAACACAAGAAUCUCCCACCAGCGAGGACGUCACACGUAUUGGGUCUAAAGACCAGUGUCCAUCAACUAUUCCUUUCGACUAUGCCAGCAUCAUCCCUGAACUUAUCCCUCAAAGCGAGAAGAAGGAGUUUAUCGAGCAGGCAACGCGUGCAAAACGAAACCACUCAGCUGAUCCCGACAGACGACGCCUGGGUCUCUACAGACCCAGGGAUAUAAACUCGUUGCUCGAGAUCGCGGAAGAAGGGGUUCCUCCCAGGCUCGAGACUCCGAGGGCGAGAUUCUUCCCUGAUGACGUGCCAGGCGCUGAGGUUAGCGAUCCAAAAUGGAAGAAUGUUUCUCCCCCAACCCCGCGGAAACAACACCCGCGUCUCUGGAAACCGUUAAAUGCUCCUGGCAUGCGUCUAUCUAGCACAAGAUCAACUAGGAUCCGUUCGUCGAAAGCUGUCAAAGCUCUUGGAUCUGUAUCAAGUGCUAUACAACUGUUUGAUGUCGAUCUAUGGACGGAAAUUUGCAGGUUCCUUUCUACCCAAGACGUGAAAAAUCUCCGCCUGGUCAGCAAGAAUCUCGCAGAAAUCGUGGCUCCUAUCCAAUUGAGGAAUGUUGUAGUCAACUUCAACAGGAACUUCUUCGACAUGACCGGGGGUGAUUGGGAUAGCAAGUCCGGAUGGCUUCCCCCCAACUCGAUGUUCAAGAAGUACGGGGCUGACAUCAACCAAUUUGGCGUUUCCUUCGAGUACGACCUGCAAGGUUUGUUGCAUGCCAAGUCGAAAACCAUCGAGAAGGAGCAAGUCGCGUGGUUUGGAAAAUUUACGUGGCCUACAGAACAAUACCCCCGCUUUCCAGAACUGCAGGCAAUCGAAGAUCUCGUUGACGAUAAUCGGCCGUUACUGAGAGAGGCACUGGGAUAUAUCACUAGAGCCUCGGAGCUUGGAUUGUGCGUCGACAGCGGUCACGGCUGGCUUGAGGGGCCUGACAUUUCUGACAUGGCCCUUUUCAACCGACGAACCACCAAGGGGAGCAAAAUCUUUGGUAAGACGUUCAAGAACGAAAAUGUUUGGACCACCUUUGCCCGCAACGAAUAUUUCAGAUGGGCCCAACAGAAUACCAUCAACGAAACCAUCAAAACCUUGAUGGCGAAGCAGCCGCCAUCAGGCCCUGCUCUUAAAGAGGUUCGCUUCUUGGAUGGUCUCAAAAUCCGCGAUAUCGAAAGCUUCAGACAUCAGGACAAGCAAUUUGAUUACGAUCCAGAAUGUCAUGUUGGAGUUGGUCCGGUUUUCGGGGUGGAAGCUGGCUUGGAUCAGAAUGGCGCGCCCCCAAAUGCGAUCAACGCACUUGAUCCUGCAAUCCACCGCCAACUAUUAGCUCACUCCCGAAACGGAGGAAGGAGAUUACCUCAGUGGCCUAUCAUUUUCAGCGGCUACAAUCUUGCUGCUGAACAUGGAGGUCACUCUUCGGUCAUCCAAAACAAAACCGCCCAUCCUGCCGUAUCGCCACUCUUGCCCGGCUUGCUCACAGAAGCGCAAGCUCAAUGGUUGAUGGAAACUGCAUGGGCGCAGCGUGUCUUCCUGUCCGCUUACACGACAGCCAUCAUUACACACAAGCAGAACUUUAAAUCAAUCCAUACUCUUCGCAUCAGCAAAUUGUCCUCCGGGCUUCUACCAUCCUUAGAACAGUGGGAGUUCUGGAAGACCUUGUCCGGGCUGAAGACGUUGGAGAUCUUCAUAAGCCCCGAUUGGCGUGAGGAACAUGUAAUGGGCGAUCGGGAAUUUGUCAAGAAUAUGCUCAUCUGUCCCUCAGAUGCCGCCAAGACGUUCACCACGUUCUUGAGGAGAUACAUUACCAAGCUAGAGAGUCUGCACAGCCUAACCCUUGGUUAUACUGGGGGUGGAGAGCAUGCUGUUGGCAUGUUCGCACGGAACAAGCAUGUCUUGCCCGCGCCAAUUGUCGAGUUUCCUGGUGAUUGGCUGUUUGACAUGACCGAUGUCCCUGGUUCUCCACUUGUCACAAAGUUCGACCACGUCCGAGAGCUCAGAUUCGUAAACUGUUGGUUCACGCCCUGGAUGCUGCAAGAUUUCAUGAAAAGUAGUAGAGACACAAGCCUUCAUUCCUUAACGCUCGACUCUGUCAGCAUGACCACAUAUCACGAUGCCGAUAUCACGAGACCCAUAACGAAUUUACUGAGCAAUAUUCGCUGUCUUCACUCCCGAGAAGAAUGGAUUCGGGAGAAUUUGCCCAGUGGAGCUGCUUGGGCUCGAGUACUGGAUGCUAUUACGCCGGGGAAAACACUUCUUGGACACAAGUACGACGCAGGACUCAUUGACAGAGAAUUGCAGCCGAUGCCCAAAUCAACGUUCCGCGGGCAUGUUCAGCAGAUCAUUCUCAACAGCUGUGGCUACGUCAAGAUCUCGAUAUUGGGUCCGUCGUCAGAUUUUAACCAAAACUCGGCGGCCAUUCAUUUCGAACCUGUGACUGAGACUGCCCUUGAUGUUCGCAAGGAGCGAUUUGCUAAAGCGUCAUCUCUUGAAAGUGGACAGGGGGCGGCCGCAGUUGACACGCAGAAUGUCGCAACCCAUACCUCUGAGAAGGUCGACGCCACGAACAUCAUGAUGUCAGAUGCUCAUUAUCCGUGGUUAGGGACAUUGACUCAGUGCAUUCAUCCGAUCGAAAAGCGGGUCCUCGAGGAGGCGUGGGGGAUGAGAUUCGGCUGGCCUAAUAAUAUUGAGCGAUGGGCUGCGGUCGAGGAUGGAGAGUUUGAAGGUGGUACGGGACGGUUUACUGGUGUGAUUAAGAAAACUGAACAAACUAUAGAAGAGUGUUGA
Molecule: messenger RNA, 3843 nt
Organism: Cladophialophora psammophila CBS 110553
Lineage: Eukaryota; Fungi; Ascomycota; Eurotiomycetes; Chaetothyriales; Herpotrichiellaceae
Exons: 1
Coding region: 1-3843 (1280 amino acids)
Source: RefSeq, a predicted model, not a curated record